Messenger RNA from Hippocampus zosterae (dwarf seahorse), 3836 nucleotides. RefSeq names its product SH3 domain-binding protein 4-like. The coding region runs from base 331 to 3168 and encodes 945 amino acids. The transcript has 5 exons. The record is from RefSeq and is a predicted model, not a curated record. Lineage: Eukaryota; Metazoa; Chordata; Actinopteri; Syngnathiformes; Syngnathidae. Gene Ontology annotation, molecular function: protein binding. Gene Ontology annotation, cellular component: cytoplasm.
UCACACACGCACGCACACACAAAAGUACACGCAGACAGUCAAAUGGCCGCACUUUAACACACAACGCGCCUCUCGAUGUACGCACGUACACAAUGGGAUGAGGACUUGAUGAUGUGAGUGUACUACCAGGGGCGACCGCCGGGUGCUAGUCGAGCGCCAUCGAGCGAAGCCACGCCCUCGCUCAACCAACUUGAGUGCCAGCACGCCAAUGACCCCGCCGCCUGACCUCUUCUCAACCGAUUGGAGACGACCGCUCAUCCCAAAGAGAUGACGGCAGGGGGACGCCGCUGACGCCGCCCUCCGCCGCCGCCAGAGAAUCCGCCGCCGGUCAUGGCCGCCCAUCGAAUCCGAGCCGCGGCCACGGGCAACGCUUCGCUGCCUCGAUGCAGGUCGGAGGGGACGCUGAUCGACCUCGGCGAGAGCGUGCCCGAGCCCGGCCUCGUCGAUGUCAAAGCGCCUUCUCCCAGCGCCUUGCGCUCGGACGCCGGCGCCUCCCUCGGCACGGCCCGAGAAGUGGUGGCCAUCAAGGACUACCGCGCGUCCAGCUUCACCACGCUCAAGUUCUCCAAAGGCGAGCGACUCUACGUUCUGGACGCGUCGGGCGGCGAGUGGUGGUACGCCCACAACAACACGGAGAUGGGCUACGUCCCGGCCGCCUACGUGGAGCCCGUGAGUUUCAGAGACUCGUCCUUCAGCGACAGCGGCAUGAUUGACGCCGCGGGGGAGGAGACGGCUUUGGAAACGGACCCCGUCGGGGAGUGGGCCGGCGUCACUCUGAAGCCCGCCGCUUUCCUCAACGGAAAUCCUUUCGCAGGCACGCGCGCCUCCGUCAACCCGUUCCUGCGCGGCGAGGGCGAGUCCGCCGAUCUUCUUCUCUUCGACGCCCCGUCGGCUUCGGAAUCGGCCCUCGGCGCCGCAGACUCGGUCGCUUUGGGCGUCUGCGGCCCUCCGGGUCAGCCGGCGGAGAACGGGCUCCGAAGGGAUAACCCCUUUUUCCGAAGCAAGCGCUCCUACAGUCUGUCGGACAUGUCCGCCCUGCGGGCCGAGUCGGACGGGGGUCCCGCGGCCGGCGGUUUCUUCGGCGGCCUGACGGCGCCGGCCCCCGAGCAGUUCCAGAGCCGGGAGGCGUUCCGGACGGCGUGGCUCACGCACCGCAAGCUGGCCAGGUCCUGCCACGACUUGGACUCCCUGUGCCAAAACCCGGGCUGGGGUCAGACGCAGCCUGCGGAGAUCGGCAUCGUCUGCCGGCUGGACGGCUCCGGGGGCGCCGUCCAGCUGCCGGACACCAGCAUCAGCGUGCGCGUCCCCAAGGGCCACGUCGCCGAGGGCGACAGCCAGCAAAUCUCCAUCAGAGCUCUCUUGGAGCCGCCCCUGGAGCUGAACAACGACCGCUGCACCGCCUCGGGCCCGGUGGUGGAGCUCAAGCUCAGCAACAUGGAGACCAGAAGCGCCAUCACGCUGGAGAUGAAAGCCUCGGCCGUGGUCAAAGCAGAAAAGCGCCAGGCGGCGCGCAGCCUGUGCGUCCGCAGCGACUGCAAAGAGGGGCCUUACAGCCCCGUCCCGCAGACCUUCCCGCACGGCGACACGCUUCGGGUGUCCCUGGACAACUUGGAGCCCUGCAUGUACAUUUGCGGCGUGGUGCGCUCCCUGUCGCCAUCCGCGGACUCCGGCGGCGUGUGGGAGCACGUGGUCAAAAGGGUGACCUUGGGGGUGUACGGACCCAAGCACAUCCACCCGUCCUUCAAGACGGUCGUGGCCAUGUUCGGUCACGAUUGCGCCCCCAAGUCCCUGUUGGCCAGCGACGAGGGCAAGCGGGCGCGCUCGUCGCCCCCCGUGGCGCUCCAGCUGUGGGGCAAGCACCAGUUCGUCCUAUCCGGACCCCAGGACCUCCGCGUCGGGGUCUACUCCAACAUGGCCAACUACGAGGUGAAGGCCGGCGAGCAGGCCAAAGUCAUCCGGGGUUUCCAGAUCAAACUGGGCAGAGUCAGCCGGCUGGUCUACAUGAUCAGUUGCCGCGACGGGGCGGACCUUUCGGACUUCACCCUGAGGAUCCAGGUCAAAGACGAGCGGGACGCCAUCCUGGCCCAGUUUUGCGUCCAGACGCCCUCGCCGCCGCCCAAGACGGGCCCCGAGACGUCCGUGCGGCGCCGCUUCCUGAAGAAGAAGGAAGUGGGCAAGAUCGUCCUGUCCCCGCUGGCCCCGGCCGCCAAGUACCCGGUGUUCCGCGACCGGCGGGUGGCCAACCUCAGGUUCGGAAAACUGAUCAAGACGGUGGUCCGGCAGACCAAGAACAGCUACCUGCUGGAGUACAAGAAAGGAGACUUUGUGGCGCUGCUGAGCGAGGACAAGGUCCGGCUGAAAGGCCAGCUGCGGACCAAGGAGUGGUACGUGGGCUACUACCAGGGCCGGCUGGGGCUGGUGCACGCCAAAAACGUGCUGGUGACGGGAAAACUCAAGCCCGUUCAUUUCGGCGGGCCGGAGCUCACCGCGUCCUUGCUGCUGGAGCAGCUCCUCAGGCCCUGCAAGUUCCUCACCUACAUCUACGCCUCGGUCCGCACCGUCCUGAUGGAGAACAUCGGUGACUGGCGGGCCUUCGCCGAGGCCCUGGGCUACCGCGACCUGCCCGUCGCGCGCUUCUGCCGGGCCGAGCCGGACAGCGAGCCGGAGAGGGUGGCCUGCGUUCUGGAGAAGCUCAAGGAAGACUGCAACGACGCCGAGGGCAAGGAGCCAAAGUCCUUCCAGAAGGAGCUGCUCAUGGCCCUGCUGAAGUUGGACUGCCAGGGCCUGGUGGCUCGUCUGGUGAUGGAUUUCGUGCUGCUGACCACGGCGGUAGAGGUGGCGGGACGUUGGCGGGAGUUGGCCGAGCGCCUGGCCAAGGUUUCCCGCCAGCAGAUGGACGCCUACGAGGCACCGCACCGCGACAAGAACGGUGUGGUGGACGGCGAGGCCAUGUGGAAGCCGGCGUACGACUUCCUGGUGACGUGGGCGGCGCAGAUGGGCGACAGCUACCGGGAUGUGAUACAGGAACUCCACGUGGGCCUGGACCGCAUGAAGAGCCCCAUCACCAAACGCUGGAAGCACCUGAGCGGGACCCUGCUCCUGGUCCACUGCCUGGACACCCUGCGCAGCGCCGCCUUCAGCCCCGCCUCCGACGACUUGGCCAUCUGACGCCGCCUCUUUCUUUUUCAUCACACCCGCGGUUGGGCUCACGCUCGUCUCGAUUAUGUUCGCCCCCCACCCAACGAAUGCUGGGAACCGGACUCUCGGGGACACGCUUCACAUUUCGGGUCACUGUUUAGUUUAGUUUUUUUGGGGGAGGGUGCGGGGGGGUCAACGUUCACAUUCUUGCCUGUUUUGGAGCUUUCCAUACUCGCUUCACUUUCACUUUCUGUUGCAUUUCCGUUCAAGUCCAGUGUGGUGGCGUUGACACUUGGUGCAAAGCGCUUCUGAUGUGUUUUGAUCAGUUUGCAACCCAACUUUGGCGCGGCAGCGUCAGUUCUGGUGCAAUUUGGGGCUUUGUUGAUGUUAGGUUGUGUUCCAGCCAGUUCCCGUUGUGACCCGGAUCGAAUCGGGGUCGCACUCCGAUCCGGGUUCUGCCAAAAACUCGCAACCGACCUCUCACGGGAGACGUUUUCUGUCUUGGGUCUUGUUCUUUUUUUUUUUUGUGCCAACUUUGGCAUCCUUGCAGUAUCGGGUUGUGGAGGGAUCGCGCUUGCUGGAUGUGUUUUUCUGGGGUUUUUUUUGUCUUCGUGCCAGCCUCAACCGGGCAUGUGCGCGGUCACGUGACAUCGUCGCCGCCAUUGCUGCGCAUCAGAAAUAAAGUGUGAAUAUUUGCA